This is a messenger RNA of Necator americanus (New World hookworm), 1467 nucleotides long. RefSeq lists its product as uncharacterized. Bases 1 to 1467 code for a protein of 488 amino acids. The transcript has 7 exons. Lineage: Eukaryota; Metazoa; Nematoda; Chromadorea; Rhabditida; Ancylostomatidae. Gene Ontology annotation, biological process: positive regulation of transcription by RNA polymerase II; negative regulation of transcription by RNA polymerase II. The record is from RefSeq and is a predicted model, not a curated record. Gene Ontology annotation, molecular function: DNA-binding transcription factor activity, RNA polymerase II-specific; RNA polymerase II cis-regulatory region sequence-specific DNA binding; zinc ion binding.
AUGACCUGCAUCGGCUGCGAUCUACGGAAAGCUUUCGAAGUCGACGUGUCUAACGCGAAUCUCCACCUCACUCUCCUAUGUUCGUACUUGUUAUUCCGGAAAAUCAAAGAAAGUGAUGUUGCUUUGCAUUCCUUCUAUCCGCCACUUACGUCGACUCAAUUCGGUCGUCUCUCAGUUGUCGCCUUGUUGCGUAUUGAUAUGAAGUCAUCAGAAGCAGUGGAGUCGAAAGAAUUUGAAGAGGUUGUGUCCACCGAUGUUAAACCUGCUCGAACUUCCCCGAAUAGCAUGACAGUUCCUAGUGAUGGCCGUUUUCAAGAAGCUAAACCUACUCCGCGCAGCUACAUCGCAAUCAGCCCUCCAUUUCUGCCCACUUAUCCGAUCACAUUGGCUUCAGUUCCGCCACUGCACGAGGUGCCGACGACGCGUACGAAAACAAAAACUGCCAGACCUUUGUGUCACCACGCACGAUAUGUUCUAGAGGAGAAACCAAAGAGAUCACCCACUGCAAAUGAUAACAUGGAGUGUACGAACUGUGGUACGAAGAAUACGAGUGCAUGGAGAAGAAGCGCAGAAGGAAAGAGCGAGUGCAAUGCAUGCAAUCUGUUCUUCCGCAAAAACGGACGGAAGCGGCCAGCGUCAAUGCGUCGCGACACGAUAGCAAGACGGUAUCGCUUGUCCCGUUGUGAUCUUUGCGCCCUUGAGGCUCAAGGAGGAGGUCAUGGGAACACUUCUCAAAUCCAGAAGACUCGCGCCCGCAGGAAUGGAAGAGCAAAAGUGUCUGAAACAGCGGGCGAGAUUCCGAGAACAGGUCAGCUCUGUGCACCUCCUGGACCUCAGGGAGCAGGUCCACACCAAUAUUUUGUGUCUCAUGCAGGGUUCCAGCAGCCGCUUCAGACAUUUUUGCCUACAAGUGUCAGCUACGUUCACCAGAACCCGGUGAUGAUGAGCUAUGCAACAGAAAGGACUGUUUUCAAUGUGAUGAAUAUGGAGCAGCAAAUGGGUGCAACUCCUCCUGAUUCUCAUUUUUGUUUUGUUAGAGAUGCAAACAACGUUGUAGCUUCCCCUGCGAGUCAAUCUCUAACGACAACAGAGCCCCCACUUGGUAUUGCAAAGCAUGAGGGAGCUGAUGGAAAAUUUGGAGUAGUUGCUGAGAAUAUCGAAGUAUCUCAGCGUGAAACACAGGAACAAUACCAGCAGUUCGAGCAGCAGCGACAAAAGUACGCCGGCUACGCCACAAAGAGAAAGGCGGUCGAUGACCAGCUCAGAAGCGAAUUUAGUGAAACGAUCAAUGCUGCGAAAGGAGAGGACAUCGUUGAUGACUACGUGAAUGCCUCAGCGGUUACGCCGCUUCUUCGAGAAGGCUCUGUCAAAAAUAGUAAAAGACAUGAUCUCGACAGCUCUUUUGAGAUCUUCAAGGAAAAGUGCAGAGGUCACGACGACAACGAGCUUGUGUUCAGAUCAUUGUAA